UGAGGCGCUAUGACAACGGGAGCAAAAAUGGCGGCGGGCAGAGCUGGCUAGAGAAUACCUGAGGCGUUCUUUCCCAUAUACCAACAGAACCCCGCCCCCCAUUUCUUCCUUGUAAUAACAGCUUCUGCUUGGUGUAUCCCCCCUCCCGCUCCCCUAUCCAUCUCUCUCUCUAUUUGCUUAUCUCCCUCAUGGGUCCCGUUAGCAUCCUCAUGCCCCAAAGGUAGCGCCGCGAUAGGUUGCUUGUGACAAGGACGCCGGCGCCCUGUCUCGGUCCCCCUGACAGGCGAGGAGAAGAAAAGGGUUUCCAAAUGCUGGGAAACGUCAGGGCUGAAGGAGAAUGUCUUUAUUUAAAGCCCGUGACUGGUGGUCUACAGUGGUGGGCAACAAAGAAGAAUUUGAUCAAGGAUGCUUAUGUGUUGCAAAUGUUGACAAUAGCAGCAGUGGACAAGAUAAAAUAAUUGUGGGAAGUUAUACAGGGUUCCUUAGAAUCUACAACCCCCAUCCUAUAAAACCUGGAGAUGCUGUGCAAGCUGAAGAUUUGCUCUUGGAAGUGCAGUUACCUGAGCCAAUACUUCAAGUGGAAGUAGGAAAAUUUGUUUCUGGUAUAGAACUGUUACAUCUGGCUGUAUUACAUCCUAAAAAAUUGUGUGUGUAUGCUGUCUCAGGAAGCCUGGGAAACAUUGACCAUGGGAACCAAUAUCAGCUAAAGCGUAUGUAUGAACACAAUCUUCAGAGAACAGCCUGCAACAUGACUUACGGGCCAUUUGGAGGCAUAAAAGGUCGUGACUUGAUCUGUAUACAGUCUGUGGAUGGAAUGCUUAUGUUAUUUGAACAAGAAAGCUAUUCAUUUGGCCGUUUUCUACCUGGUUUUCUUCUUCCUGGUCCACUGACAUAUAGCUCUCGAACAGAUUCUUUCAUUACCGUCUCUUCCUGUCGGCAAGUUGAGAGUUACAAGUACCAAGUGCUUGCAUUUGCAAAAGAUGCUGAGACCCAAGAAAAUGAGCAACAAAAGCGUGGGUCAGGAAAAAGGCUUGUGGUGGACUGGGUUUUAAACAUUGGAGAACAAGCGUUGGAUAUAUGUGUUGUUUCCGUCAAUCAACUUGUUUCCAGUGUGUUUGUGCUUGGGGAAAGAAACUUCUUUUGCCUUAAGGAUAAUGGACAAAUUCGAUUCAUUAAAAAGCUUGACUGCAGCCCAAGUUGCUUUCUUCCAUAUUCAGUGUCUGGAGCUGUAGUUAACACACUAAUUGGAAACCACAGUAGCAUUCUACACGUUUAUCAAGAUGUGACUCUAAAGUGGGCAGCUCAGCUUCCCCACAUUCCUGUGGCAGUAAGAGUGGGGAAAUUACUAGAUUUGAAAGGUGUGAUAGUCACACUGAGUGAUAGUGGUGAUCUACAAUGCUCCUACCUUGGUACAGAUCCAUCUUUAUUUCAAGCUCCAAAAGUUGAGGCUCGGGAUAUAAAUUAUGAAGAAUAUGAUGCAGAAAUGAAUAAACUUCAGAAAAUCAUUAAAGAAGCCAGAAAAAUCAACGACAUUGUGCCUAAAAUGGGAAAAAAUGAAGAUUUUGCACUUCUUGUGACGGUCUCACCUGAUCUUGAUUCAGCGUCUCAAGCCAUUGACAGUGAAGUAAAAGCAGAGGUGGUUCCUUCUGUGACAGUAAAGAUCACUGUGGAGGGCAAACAGCUGACACUUGCAAAAUUAUCAAUAUGUGUUCAACCUCCUUUAGCUUUGACUCAUGACAAAUUCACCUUGAAAUUAGAGUCAUCUGUAUCUAAAACAGUUGUACUCUCUGCCUUUCUAAAGGGGAAUAUCUCACCAGCAGAUCUGGAAGGUACCGCUCUAGCUUCAUAUAACACAGCAACAGGUGCACCAAGAGUUUCCCAGUGCAAAUUUCGAUUACCAUUGCGGUUAGUUUGCGCUCCAGCUCAUCCUUCAAAGACAGCAAACCAGAAGUUAACUAUUGAUACCAACAAGCCUCCAGUCAGCCUUGUUACCCUUUUCCCAGACUUUGCUGAUCAGGCUGAUGAAGACCAGCUAAAUGCUUUAGGGUUUCAAUUAUUAGGUGGCUCCCGAGUCACAUUACUUGCUUCAAAAACAUCGCAGCGUUACAGAAUUCAAAGUGAGCAGUUAGAAGACCUUUGGCUAAUUGUGAAAGAACUCACUGUUCGUCUUGAAGAACAUUUUAGGAAACAAAACUGCAAAGACUUUGCAUGUACUUUUUCUGGCCCAAUACCCUUACAAGAAUAUUUUGAAAUUAUUGAUCAUCAUUUUGAGCUGCGCUUGAAUGCUACUAAAUAUGAGCAACUAUUAUCUGAACGAGCCAUACAGUUUAGAGCUAUUGAACGGCGACUGCUGACACGGUUUAAAGAUAAAACCCAAGCUCCUCUACAACAUCUGGACACCUUGUUAGAGGGAACUUACAGACAGGUAAUAGCUCUAGCAGAUGCAGCUGGAAAAAAUGAAGCCAAUAUGUUCCAGGCGUUCACAAAGUUAAAAAGUGCCACCCAGCUGGUAAUUCUGCUGAUUAGCCUGUGGCAGAAACUGAGUGCUGACCAAGUUUCUAUUCUACAAGCUACAUUCUUGCCAUUAACACAGGAUACUCAAGAGCUGGGCUGGGAAGAAACUGUGGAUGCUUCUGUCUCUCACUUGUUGAAAACGUGUUUGUCCAAGAGUUCGAAAGACCACACGCUGACACUGACCAAUCAGUUGUGUAUCCCCAAGGACACCAGUAAACUGAAGAAACACAUAACCUUGCUCUACGAUAGAUUGGCCAAAGGGGGUCGGAUGUCUCUAAAUACAGACUUUGACUCUCAGCAAACGAUGAUUCCAGCAGGUGCCUGUACUACCAUCCCAGAGGAAAGACCACCCUCACCAGACACUACAACAUUGUUUACCAACCACAGGCACCUCACCAAGAAGGAGACUGAAACUGACCCUGAGAUCAUCUUCCGAGGCCCUUCUUUGUGUGCCUCCUCCUUGAGAGGUCUGGAGGGUAGCAACACGAGAGCACGGCCUUCUCUGCAGUGGUUCCCCAUCUGUGGAAUGAUCUCCCCAGGGAAAUUUGCCACAGGAUGAAUUACAGGAAGCAGAAAAGCCAUGAAAAGCACAAGGGAACCCUCAGGAGGAUUUUUAAAAUCUGUGCAUUUACAAUCCAGCAGGAACAAUUUAUUUUCCUCUGUAGUGAACACAACCAACCUCAAGAAGGAAGUCCACUAACAGUGCAAAACGCUUACAAUUGCAUCCAGGCACUUGGCUAUCCCUUACUUUGACACACUUUCUUAUUAACAGGUUCUGGACUACUUACCAAGCAGUCAUAUAAGUGCUCUUUAGAAAUUCUGAUGAUUGAUCAAAGACUUUAUAUACCAAGAAAUGCACGUUUGCACACAAACAUUUCAUGCAUAUAUCUCAAUUUUUAGGCCUCUCACUGCCCAGUCUGACUUGAGGAUUGUUAAUUUUGCCCUAAUGUUACAUCUUUGAUAAAAGUUAACAAUCUCCCUGUCCCCCUUCAGCUAAUGAACUAUGUUACUGGACUUACCAUUUAAUAUCCUCAAUACAUGUUUCCCUUUUCCGGCUCCCUCCUGAUGUUAUUCUUGAUAGUAAAAUCUUCAAACCUGGCUUUUGGAAGUCCUGAAACUCAGGAAUAUAAAAAUGAGACUGGUUUAAUUAUUCAUUUAUGCCUCAACCAAAUAUUUUACAGAAUUCCAAAAUCUGAUAUACAUCUGGUGGGCAGAUUCAGAGAGUGGAUUUUAUUUUAACUAUGUAACUUCAUUGCACAUAUCUGCCAGUCUCAACUUUCAGGGUUCAAUCCUAAAAUGUUGGUGUUUGGAUAUGAAAUAGCAGAUUUCAUACAAUCUUGAGUUUGAGAGUUGCAGCCCUAAAACGUCAGGCGUUGGCUCUAAAAUUGAGUAUUUUAUAUAUGAUAAUGUGCACAAGAAAGCAUUUGAAAGGACUAGUGACAUCAAGAUGAAAAUAGGGUUAAUUCAGGAACAUGUACCAUUGUGUGAAAAUAACUCAGGUCUGGCUCCAACACUACAUGCUUUAAGGCAUAUGCUUCUACUUUUGUUUUGGUCUAGUUGGUGCACCACAGAUUACAAAAUGAAGAAGCCACUGAAAGUAUCUAUCAAGGAUUGGGUGCAGAGAUAAGUACCAACUGACCCACCUCAGAGUAAGCAUAUACUGUUGGCAAGGACUAAGUUAUGGGCAAAAUACAGCCUGUUAAUCGCUUUAAAAUAAGCAUCUGCUUAACUCUUCCACUGAAAUAAAUGGGACUUAAAUAUACUUUAUUCGGGCUGGAUCAUGCCCAAUGUCAUUGUCAUUUCUUCCAUUUUGGGUCCUGUGAAAAAUCACUACAUGAUUACCAUUUUUCAUUGUAUAAUUUUGUCUUCUGCAAAAUUGGGCACAUUUCCAAUUCAUCUUUUUCUUUGGCCUGUGAAUACAGGAGGAGAAAGCAUCUCAGUCUUAUCUCUGUCACUUUGUCUGUAAACUGGCUUGUUUUGAAUGUUCUGCUCACCCCCUAGCAUCCACUUCCUGUUUGUAUUCGGUCAGAUCAGGGUUAGGGUAGCCUAUUUGCAGUGGCUGAUUUAGUAUUCAGCUGCAAUAGUGCUAUAAAGUGAAGUUGUAUCUGUCCCGUUUUUUGCUAACUUAAGUUUUUUUCUGGUAACUCACAUUGUAACUGUAGACUCUUGGCUAGCCAGGUGCUCAUAUUUAGGUUUCUGUCCCUCUGCCCAUAGAGGCCUUUGGGGGGGGGGAUGUAUUUGGGACUAAACCCAAAUCAGUGGUGCAGAUUUGCUUAGUGUUAGUUUGUGCAAUAUUGCAACCUUUGGAUUGGAAGUAACAGUUCAGUGUUGGCUGCCCCAGAUCUCAUUCUGAUGCAAGAGAAUGGUUUGCAUUAUAGCAUCAACACACUUUGGGCAAGCUUUUAUUUGUGUGUCAUAUCUCUUUAGAUGCUGCUUUGUUCUCUUCCUGCUGCUGGAUCUUUGUUUCAAGAUGGCUGGCACAGUUUAACAUGUAUUUAAUGGUGAGGGCCUCAUCUUGAGGGUGUGUGGGUAGGACCCAGAUUUUAGGCUACAUUCCUUCCUACGCAUUUUCCUGCAGGAGAAAGUUGGAAACUCAUGAAAUGGACCUGUUGUGUAUUAACGGGAAGCACGUGUGUGUAUCUCUUUCCCUGUUUCAGGGACCACUGAACAUCCAGGGGGAACUAAUCAAUUCCCUAAGCUCUUCAGUUUAAACAUUAAACACAGUUCUAAAAUCCUCUUUUGUGGUCACAGUUCUCUUCCAGAUAAUUCUGAUAAAAUGUCCUAUUUUGCCACUCUUUAUUGUUG
Molecule: messenger RNA, 5319 nt
Organism: Zootoca vivipara (common lizard)
Lineage: Eukaryota; Metazoa; Chordata; Lepidosauria; Squamata; Lacertidae
Source: RefSeq, a predicted model, not a curated record